AUGCAAAAACUCUUACUUUUCGUACUUGGUGUGGCUGCUUGCGGCAUGGGUAAGUUGUUAACAGUACUAUUUUUUGUGCCUGAAAUUGUGCUUUAUAGUACUAGAAAUUAUUUGUAGUAUAUAAUACUGUAACAUGCUUUUACCAUGUAGUACUACAUAGUACUGUAAAUUACUCGUACUAUAUAGUACUGUAUAUUCCUCGUACUAUAUAGUACUUAAAAUUACUUGUAUUACAAUAAACUAAUUGUACUGUAUAGUAUUGUAAACUACCUUUACUAUAUAGCAUUAUGUGUCAUUCGUACUAUAUAGUACUGAAAGUCACUUGUACUAUAUAGUACUGUAAACUACUUAUACUGUAUAGUAUCGUAAACAAAUUUUAAUUUAUUGUACCGUAAAUCACUGUACUAUAUAGUACUAGCUAUUAUUCGUACAAUAUAGUACUACAUAAUACUAUAAAUUACUCGUACUAUAUAGUACUAUAUAUUGUACAGCACCAUACCAAACUCAAACUUGAUUUUCAGUGAGCUCCCAAUUCACAUCCGGCAGCAGCUUCUGCGCGGACGAAAAGAACCUGGAGAAGAAUUACGCCUGCCUUCUGGAAGGCGGUAGCAGCUCCGAAGAAUCCCAAGAAUCCACCACAGCUUCCGGCGACCUCGAAGAGUCCGGCUCCGGUUCCGGCUCCGAAGAAGGCAGCGGCUCCAGCGAAGACGUAUCGUACAAGUACUGUCUGCUCCUGAAGUACUUCUACAACAUCGCCGUGGAGUUCAAGGGUGAAGCCGUCUACAGCCUGUGGCUUCAGUGGAUCGAGGAGGUCAACGACAACAUCGUGCUUGACGUAUCCCUGACUUCUGAAGAGAAGAUUUGCGCCAUCUGGAGCAGUUUGGAAGCUUUCAUCACCGUGCACGUCGAGAUCGAAGAAAUCGUGUACUACAUCUACAUCUCGGAAUGGGGAGGCUAUGUCAGAAACUUGGAAGCCGUGUCAGUGUCGUUCGACUCCAGCGUGUCCGAAGCCAUCAUCACGUUGGACGCUUCAGAAGACUGUGAGCUCUUCGACGCUCUUCGCAACCAGACUUCUGGCGAGCUGGCUACAUACGUGGAGACUCUGAUCGAGGAGAUCACCGUGAUCCUGGAAGGCGGAUGGUCGUACUCAUACGAGCUGGUCCUGAUCUACGAAAAGAUCGAGUCCUUCCUCACCACCUACUCCCAGUACAGUGCCCAGUUCUUGGCCAUCGAGAUCGAGGGCUACGGUAGCGUGUCAUCCUUCUACGAGGUCACCGCCUUCUACUGGCGCGCCUACAACUUUGACAUCGCCGUAGGCGGAUCCACCAGCGACUGUGCCUUGAUCCAAGUACUCACUCAAGCCUAUCAGAACGAGAGUAUCGGCUCGACCAGCGAACGUGCUCAGAUCAAAGAGUUGGUCGAAACGUUGACCACCUACUACGAGUCCAACACCGAGGUCAGCGUGCGCAUCGAGUACUUCUACACCCAAUUGUACCAGUUCUUGAUCAUCCAGGAGUGGUCGGUGGAGAUCAUCUACAGCCUUGAGAUCAGUGGAUACGGUGACUUGUACGAGCUCAUCUACGCUUAUGUUCUGGUGAGUAUGGCUAGUAUUAUAGGAGUUUAUGGUACUAUAGAGUACGGUACAGCUUUUAUAGUACUAUAGAAUACGAUGCAGUUUCUAUAAUACUGUAGAAUACGAUACAAAGCAUAUAGUACGAUACACCUAUAGUACUAUAUAGUACGGUACAAAAUCAAAAUUUAUAGCACUAUAAAGAAUGGUACUGUAGGUAACAUAUGACAUAAAUACUGAACUUACUGUACUAUAGAGUACAGUACUGAUCAUAUAGUAUGAUACAGAACCUAUAAUACUAUAUAGUAUUGUACAAUAUAAAAUAUAUAGUACUACAAAGUAUGAUAUUUUAGGUGACAGUACCAUACCAAUAUGACAAAAUACUGGACUUAUAGUACUAUAUAGUAUCCCCACAGUAAUCCCGCAAUUUCAGGAAGUCAACCUCGGCAUCAGCUUCGAAAACAUUGGAGGCUCCACCACCGUCGAAUCCUCCAGCGCCGGAGCUUCAUGCUCAGAUGUCACCGAGAUCAACGACUUCAGCGCCAACACCACCGACCUCCUCACCUCCAUCACCGAAGCCCAAGAAUCAUGGAACUCGACCGAAAUCCAACGAUUCGCCGCUUACAAGGAGAGAAUCUACGUCGUGUCCAGCAACACCAGUGCCACUUUGGUUGAACGGUACCAGUCCGUGUACCAAGUGCUCACCACCUGGACCACCAACGAGUUCUACUUAAACCUGGUCGACAGUAUUCAAAUCCUCACCUGGGGCGGAUCCGUCAGCCAGGCCUGUGCUUGCCACGACCAAGUUGAAUAA
This is a messenger RNA of Bursaphelenchus okinawaensis, 2384 nucleotides long. Lineage: Eukaryota; Metazoa; Nematoda; Chromadorea; Rhabditida; Aphelenchoididae. The record is from the annotation of a GenBank genome assembly.